CAAGUUUGGUGAGAGGAAUUGCAUAAUGUUAGCCUUCCACACUAUAUAUCAGCUGCUGAAUUUAGUAGUACUUGUUGCUUAACCGCGACAUGAAAACAGAGCUCUGUGCGUUCUUCACAGAGGUGGACGACAGAGUGCGAGAAAGCCAAGAAUCUGAUGGAGAUUUCGGCAGAGGUGGUGGUGGUGGUGGUGGUGGAGGUGGAGGAGCAUCUCCCUCUCUUGCUAGCCGCUUUCUUGCAUUCUCAGCUGCUUCGUUCACAGCAGUCCGAAUAUCAUCUUCACUGCUCGAAUCAUGCAUCAUCAGCAUCCAGUAGUUCUCGCAAGGUUCUGAGGCUCUUCUUGCGCGGCACCUCUACAAGACACGGCAUGUACUGUUUAUGGAACGGGGCUCAGGCUGCAGACCGAACUUUUCAGGAAAGCUCGAGGCAUCAAGCAAGACACUCUGAUCACAUUCUCAUGCUGAUCACUCCCUCCUCUCUUGAAACUAGGCCUGCAGUGGAGCACUAUUGACUUUUCUUGAUACACCACUUUCCUUCUCUCGUGUUCUCGUUGGCGGACUCCUAAAUCGUCUACAAUUGGUUCGCUACUUGCAUCAGAAUCCGAACUAGUUUCUCGCAGAGCUUCCACCCUGCGCGUAGGCUUUGGAGAAACGGAAGGCCUAGCACAGUUGUGAUAUUGUGCUAAGAUCUCUUCCUUUGGCCGCCCCGGGAUUUGUUCCCACACGAAAGGCCUAGCAUAAUCGUGAGAUUGUGCUAGGAUAUCUUCCUUUGACCGCCCUGGGAUUUGUUCCCACACGAAAGGCCUAGCAUAGUCAUGAGAUUGUGCUAGGAUCUCUUCCUUUGGCCGCCCCGGGAUUUGUUCCCAAUGGAAGGGAACAGAGACCGGGUUCCCCACAUGAUCAGAGUUCCGCUCUGGUCUGUGUGGAGGAUCAACUAUGUGUGAGGUCACCUUGUUGGAGUGUUUUCUUACAGAUAAUAUUGGUUGAUUGAAAUUCAGCUUCUUCUCCACCAUGUUUUUUCCAGCUCUAUUGUAAAACACAAGAAUGAACUUUUAUAGGGUUUGGAAACACUAAAUCUUCAAAUAUUCUCUCAUUUAUGACAUAUUUAUCUCUA
This is a messenger RNA of Salvia hispanica, 1112 nucleotides long. The record is from RefSeq and is a predicted model, not a curated record. NCBI's taxonomy places the organism in Eukaryota, Viridiplantae, Streptophyta, Magnoliopsida, Lamiales, Lamiaceae.